Messenger RNA from Lachancea dasiensis, 915 nucleotides. Lineage: Eukaryota; Fungi; Ascomycota; Saccharomycetes; Saccharomycetales; Saccharomycetaceae. The record is from the annotation of a GenBank genome assembly.
AUGGACAGUAAGGAGGUUUCAACGCUCGUCAAGAAUCUCGAAAAGAGUAAGGGCAAUGAAGAGACCGUCCUAGAAAUUUUGACGGUCCUCAACCGAGACUUGAGUCCCACAGAAAAGCUGCUACGAGAAACCAAAGUUGGUGUCGUUGUCAACCAGUUCAAGAAGUCUGGCAAUCCACAGAUAGCAAACCUGGUUAAAAAGAUGAUCAGUCAAUGGAGAGACGCAAUUUCCAAGGAGAAGAAGCAGAAAGCGCAGUCUAAAAACUCGGCCGGAACCGCGGGUGCAUCACACCCAGCUGGUGGUGUUGCUCCAGGCGGGACCGGUGCGGGCUCUGGAAGCGAAGCAAAGAAACAGGACAAGUUCGUUUCCAGCAAACCGAGAAGCGCCGAAAACGACGGCGUCAUCACCAGCAUAUACAACCACAAAAUCAGGGAUAUGGUGGUCCGGGCGAUGUACAACGCUCUGGCUAAAGAGAGCGAACACCCGCCACAAUCGGUGCUGACUACGGCAGUAGCGGUCGAGAAAGAGCUCAAUAAGCUGCAUAACUGCGAAAUCAACGAGAAAGCGUACAAGGACAAGUAUCGGGUUGUUUAUUCCAACGUUAUCUCCAGGAACAACCCGGAUCUCAAGCACAAAAUUACUGCGGGCGACGUGACUCCAGACUACCUGGUAUCGUGUGAUCCCAAGGAACUCGCUCCAGAGCAUCUAAAGAAGAAACUGGAGGAAAUCUCGAAACAGAAUCUUUUCAACGCCCAGGGCGCCACUCUGGAACGUUCCGUUACGGACCGGUUUACCUGUGGUAAGUGUAAGGAGAAAAAGGUGUCCUAUUACCAGCUGCAAACCAGAUCGGCCGAUGAGCCACUUACAACGUUCUGUACGUGUGAGGUUUGUGGAAAUAGAUGGAAGUUCUCGUAG